Messenger RNA from Nomia melanderi (Alkali bee), 5588 nucleotides. RefSeq names its product intraflagellar transport protein Oseg2 (gene Oseg2). Gene Ontology annotation, biological process: intraciliary transport. Lineage: Eukaryota; Metazoa; Arthropoda; Insecta; Hymenoptera; Halictidae. The record is from RefSeq and is a predicted model, not a curated record. Gene Ontology annotation, molecular function: protein binding. Gene Ontology annotation, cellular component: axoneme; intraciliary transport particle B; ciliary basal body.
AAGCUGUUGCUAAGCGACUCAAGUGUACACAAUACGUCCUGCAUGGAGUAAGUACUCGCUUACAAGAGGCGAGUGUGAAAUUAUCAACGUAAUAAUGUGAACAAUGUAAAUAAAAAGUCAUUUGAUCGAUCGAGAGUUUUGUAGGACUCUUUGCAAUUAGCUGGUAUUGAAUACCAUCAGGAAUCAUCAUGUUACUCAAGUAUUUGGGGAACGUCAUGCCGCCGCAUGAAUAUGAGAACCGCGUGGUGAGUAUAGUCUGGUCACCAAAUAAUUUAAAACUUGCUGUUGCAUCUUCGGACCGUUCAAUAUAUUUGUUUGAUGAGAAUUGCGUGAAACGAGACCGCUUUCCAACGAAACCUGUCGAUUCUAAGUUUGGUAAAAAGAGCUAUGUAAUUAAAGGCAUAGCUUUCUCUCCAGACUCCACAAAAAUAGCAGUGGGCCAAUCUGACUGUAUAAUCUAUGUAUAUAAAAUUGGAGAACAAUGGGGAGAGAAGAAAGUGAUUUGCAAUAAGUUUCGCCAAAGUUCCUCUGUCACUUGCCUGAUUUGGCUCUCCGAGGGACCUAUUAUUGUUGGUUUAGUGGAUGGGAAAGUUCGUGCAGCUUUGCCAAAGUCUCAGAAAGCUCAAACCCUCUACACAGCUGAUUCAACAACGAUUGCACUGGCUUCAAAUAUAAGAGGUACUGGCUUCUUAUCCAGCCACGCCGAUGGCAGCAUCAUAAAGUAUAAUCUGACAGAGGAUGGAAAUCAUGAACCUUCUGGACGCAUCUGCACUCACAAUGUACCAGCGUACGCCUUGGCCUGGCCACAGUUCCACAUCCUAGCAGCAGGAUGCGACAAACGAGUAACUUUCUACGACGCCCGAGGGAAAGUUACCAAAACAUUCGACUACAGCCGUGAAAGCGACAAGGAGAUAUCGGUAGCAUAUUGUAGCCCCAGUGGACAGAGUGUUGCCAUUGGAUCCUGGAAUAAAAUACGAAUAUUGGACUGGAGUCCUAGACGUUCCAUCUGGGAAGAAGCGAACUCCAAAUCUUUGCCUAACUUUUAUACCGUCACCGCAAUCUCGUGGCGACGCGACGGGUCCCGGUUAGUAUUGGGCAGCCUAUGUGGAGCUGUAGAGCAAUUUGAAACAGUGCUGAAGCGUACAGUGAUAAGAGGCAGCCAUGAGGUAGCUUACGUGGGCCCCAAUCAAGUGGUCAUUCGUCCCCUGCAAGAAGGCAACAGGCCAGUAAUCAUCAGAUCACAGAUGGGCCAUGAGAUAGAGGACGUCAAGGUCUUAGGGCGUGCUGACAACAACGUGGUAGCUCGCACAGCUAACACGCUGCUGCUCGCAGACAUAGAAUUGAACCUUAUCAGUGAAAUUCCUUGGGACGACAAGAGCAACAGCGAGAAGUUCUUCUUCGAGUUCCCACGAGUGUGCUUAAUUUUCUGUUCCGGGGAGUUGAGCAUCGUUGAAUAUGGGAACAACGAGCUGUUAGGCUCGGUAAGAACGGAGGCGGUGAAUCCUCACGUUGUCAGCGUGAGGAUCAACGAGAGGCAAGUGCCUGGUGGUGCUGACAAUAAACGGUUAGCUUACCUAUUGGAUCCUAGAACGGUGCGCAUCGUAGACCUCAUGACAGGUAUCACGAUCGCAAUGAUUUCUCACGACGUACGCGUGGAUUGGUUGGAGUUGAGUGAAACUGGACACAGACUGUUAUCGCGAGACAAGAGGGCCAGGUUAUGGUUAAGUGACGAUUCGGGCGGUCGGACUUUACUGUUAACUGGAGUCAGCUUUGCCUCCUGGGUGCUAGGCAGCGACGUGGUGAUAGCUCAGACAGGUCAGACACUGGCAGUGUGGUACAACGUUGACGCUCCCGAAGUCGCCACUCUGAUUCCUGUGCGUGGAGACGCGGUGGACAUCGUUAGAGAAGACGGCAGAACUUCGGUAACCGUUGAAGAACUCGGUGGAAAAGUAGCUUACUUACUGGACGAACCGCUGAUCGAAUUUGGCACGGCCCUGCACGAUAACGAUUUUGGCAGGGCUCUGUUGUUUCUAGAGGAGUUAGCGGACAGGCCACAGGCAGAGGCUAUGUGGGAGGACGUGGCCAGAAAUGCCAUGGCUACCAGGCAGUUGUUAGUCGCUGCUAGGUGUUACGCUGCUCUGGGAGACGUGGCUUGCUCCAGGUUCCUUAAAGACAUUGUGAAGACUGGUGAGAAGUACAGCGCAGAGACUGGCAACGAUCCUCUUUCUAGUCCAGAUUGUUGGGCUAAACUGGCAAUUCUCAACGGCGAAUUGAAAACAGCGGAGGCAAUAUACCUGGAGCAAAACGAGUUAGCCCAAGCUCUGGACAUGUACCAGAAGUACUGGCACUGGGAGGAUGCGUUGAUCCUGGCGCAGAAUCGUGGGUGGCCAGGUUUACAAGAACUUAGAGACAGGCAUUUGACUUGGCUUCUUGAAAGUGGACAGGCAGCUAGGGCUGCUGCUAUCCUGGAGCCCACCAAUCCUCGACGGGCUGUGAAGUUGUACCUAGAAGCUCGUCGACCUGGACGAGCUGCCAGAUUGGUUUUAGCCGACGAUGAACUGUUGGAGGACAGUUCAAUAGUUAACGAAAUUGUGAAGGUAUUAAAAGCAACAGAUUUAAUGGAGCUUGCCGGGGAGUUACUGGAGAAGAUCUCAGAACACUUGGAAGCCAUCAGAUGUUAUGCGCAAGCUGGAGUGUUCGCCAGAGCGUUGGAAUUGGCUAGGAAAGUAGCUCCCACCAUGGUGGUGGAUCUUGAACGAGAUUGGGGUAAUCAUUUAGCUUCGGCUGGUCAUUACGACGCUGCCAUUAAUCACUUCAUCGAAGCUGGGGAAACUGCUUUAGCACUGAACGCUGCUAUAAAUGCUCAUCAAUGGAGGAAGGGCUUGCAGAUCGUUCAAGUAAUCGAGAACGAUGAUCCUGCAGUCAGAAAACAAUGCGAGAAGCUGGCCGAGUAUUUCGCCUCUAUAGGAGAAAAGAAUCUCGCGGAGAAACUCUUCAUUCGUUCCGGAGACGUGAAACGUGCUGUGGACGUCCACAUUCAAAACGGCAAUUGGAGUCGCGCCCACGAAGUGGCUCAGGAGCAUAUGAGUCACGAGGAAGCUAAUGAAGUAUUGGCUAAGCACGCGGCAGCCCUAAGCGAGGCGGGCGACCUCAAGCACGCAGAGGAACUGUAUCUUGCGAUAGGCGAGCACGACUCCGCCAUAGCAAUGUACAAAAAGGCAGGUCGUCGGACAGACAUGGUGAGGCUCGUAGGGAAAUAUAGGCCAGAUCUCUUGGAGCCGACUCAUGUACUCUUGGCGAGGGAGUUGGACGCUUCCGGCAAGCCUCGGGAAGCUGAAGAUCAUUACCUAGCUGCCGGAGAUUGGCGAGGUGCUGUGACUGCUUAUAGAUCAGCCAACAUGUGGGAGGAUGCGUUGCGAAUAGCUAAGCAGAAUGCUGGAGACAACGCUGCUCAACAGGUUGCUCUAAUGUGGGCCCGUACCUUGGCUCCAGAACUGGGAGCAAGGUUGUUGAUGCGGCUGGGUUACUUGGACGGAUGCCUUCAACUGGCCUGCGAGGCAGAUCUAUUCGACUGGGCCUUGGAGAUCGCCAAGUAUGGCACACCUGAACAGAAGAAGGAAGUCCAUUACAGACACGCUAUGGCCUUGGAGGACGCGGGUCGCUUCUCCGAAGCUGAGAAGGAAUUCAUUAAAGCGGGGAGAACCAUGGAAGCUGUGCAAAUGUACAUACACACUCGCAACUGGGAAACAGCUGAAGAUAUAGCGCAGUCCUUCAGCCAAGAAGCAGUUGCACAAGUUCUGAUCGCCAGAGCCAACGAAGCCGCUGAAGCUCAGGACUAUUCUCUCGCAGAGACCUUGUUGCUCAGAGCACACAAACCUGAAACGAUUAUAGAUCAUUACAAGAAAGCUGGCAUGUGGUCAGAGGCGUUGCGUGUAUGCAGGGAGUAUUUGCCGAGUCAGGAGGCGAACCUCAGACGAGAAUUGGGCCAGAAGAGCGCUUCGUUCAGUGGAGCAAACGCUUUCGAGGAAGCUAAGAAAUGGUUGGAGGUCGGAGAAGUGAAGGCUGCCUUGGAUAUCCUGAUUUUAGACCCCCAAGCCUCUAGGUCAUCUCUCAUUCGAGCUGCUGAGAUUCUGCUUCAUCAGGCGGACUCAGAAACUGCUGCACAAGUUGGGGGGAACCUUGGUUCGAGGCUGUUCGCUAUUGGUGAACAUGCUCUGGCUGCACAGGUGUUUCUGCAAGCGGAUAGAUUAAAGGAUGCCAUUGACGCUUUGACAUCAGUGGGAGAAUGGGAAAGAGCCAGGCGUAUAGUGAGGGAACUAGCACCGGAUAUCGAGCCUUACCUAGAGGAAAAGUAUAAGGACACGAUGCUGAGAGAUGGACAAAUAGACAGACUAGUGGAAAUUGAUGCAGACGCUGGUUUAGAAGUAUUGGCUAACAGGGGACAGUGGAACCAAGUGUUCGAGGCAGCAAGUUCUCAAGAUACUCAGACUCUCCACAAAUAUGUAGCACAGCGAGCAGUGCAACUUCUGAAAACGAAUGUCCCAUUAGAGGCUCUGCAGUUGUAUGCAAAAUAUGGAGCUCCACCUAUUCCACAGAAUUUUAACCUUUAUUUACAGUUAUCUGAAAAUGUCUUACAUUCCAAGGCAUACUAUGAAUACAAACACCUAGCUCUCCUCAGAACUGUCCUGUUGGACAUUUGGAAAAACCUGAAGGCCUCCAACAUGUCCAAAUCGAAAUUCGAGAGGUUACUCAAGUCGACCCACUAUUCAGCAGUGAAGUGUGGGUGUAAAGAUUACCCUGCACUGUCUGGAAUAGUUCUGAAGUCCUCUAUAGCUUUGUUAAGGUACACUGACCUCAUCCUCGUCGACAGAGCGUACUACGAAGCUGGCAUCGAAGCACGGACAGCUGGACUGAACAGCGAAGCUUUUGUUUUCCUGAAUCAUUUCCUGGACGUGGAGGAAUGCAUCGAUGAAGGUGAUAGCACUGUACUGGAUGUCGAUGACUUAGCUGUUACAGACUUUCCUGUGGAAGUUCCGUUGCCAGACUCUUUGAGUAUGACGUCAGAACAAAGGGAAGAGGUUCGUGAAUGGGUGCUCGCAGUGUCUAUGGAUCAAAAGGUGGAACAGGUUCUGCCUACUGACCACAGAGGAGUUUAUGUAGGAUCAUUGACGUCUCCUUCUGCAGAAGCUGCGCCUAUUCAGGAAUGCAUUCUGACAGGAUAUCCCAUACGGGGUUCAGUAAUUCGAUUCUCAGAGGGUGAACGUGUUGCUGAUCGCGACGACUGGACGAAAAUGAUCAACACGGCACGCCAGGCUCCCCACGAAUCUACUCUUAACGAUAUUCUAGCUUUCAUUCAAGAGUGGUGCGGCCCGAUACCCACUUAUUCCUUCUGAACACAUUCCACAUAGUUUUUAAGUUGAAGGCUACAUAAUAAAUGUGAAGAUACUGAAGUAGGUAUAUAAGAAACAUUUGUAAUUCACAGUUGAACCAUCGCAUCGUUGCAGAUCUAGUUGUAACGCCGUUUAAGAUUUAGUUUAAUGAAUUGAUUUCAGUGUUCACGAUCAGGAGGAAAUAUAAAACCAGUAAAA